Molecule: messenger RNA, 1535 nt
Organism: Phragmites australis (common reed)
Lineage: Eukaryota; Viridiplantae; Streptophyta; Magnoliopsida; Poales; Poaceae
Product: dnaJ protein ERDJ3B-like
Exons: 10
Coding region: 220-1269 (349 amino acids)
Biological process (GO): protein folding
Source: RefSeq, a predicted model, not a curated record
UAGAAAGUUUUAAACCGGCGAGAAGCCACUGACGAAGACGAAAGAAGGCGACGCCGGCGACGACGAAGAGGGAGACGACGAAGAAUAGCUGCACGCGCGCGCGCGUCUCUCCCCGCUUGGGCACGCGAACCCUAGCCCUAGCUCGCAGCCGCCCGGUGGCCGGAGGAGUGUGACACUGAGGAGGGAAGGGGUGGGGUGUCUCGAGGAGGCGGGAGUGGAAUGGCGGCGCCGGGGAGGGGAGGGGCGGCCCGGGUCGCCGCCGCCUGCCUCGUCCUGCUGCAUCUCGCGGCAGCGAUUGCCGGGAAGAGCUACUACGACGUGCUGCAGGUGCCCAAGGGCGCAUCGGAGGAUCAGAUCAAGAGGUCGUACCGCAAGCUCGCCCUCAAGUACCACCCCGACAAGAACCCCAACAACGAGGAGGCCAACAAGCGCUUCGCGGAGAUCAACAACGCGUACGAGGUGCUGACGGACCAGGAGAAGAGGAAAAUCUAUGACCGGUAUGGCGAGGAGGGGCUGAAGCAGUUUCAAGGCGGGAGAGGUGGUGGCGGGGGGAUGAACAUUCAGGACAUAUUUAGCAGCUUUUUUGGUGGUGGUGGUGGGAUGGAAGAGGAGGAAGAACAGAUCCUAAAAGGCGAUGAGGUGAUUGUUGAACUGGAUGCUUCACUAGAGGACUUGUACAUGGGUGGUUCAUUAAAGGUUUGGAGAGAGAAAAAUGUCAUAAAGCCAGCACCAGGAAAGAGGCAAUGCAACUGUAGGAAUGAAGUUUACCAUCGACAAAUUGGUCCAGGAAUGUAUCAACAGAUGACUGAGCAGGUCUGCGACCAAUGUCCAAAUGUGAAGUACGUACGAGAAGGUGAUUUUUUGACUGUUGAUAUCGAGAAGGGAAUGCAAGAUGGACAGGAGGUUCUAUUUUUUGAGGAAGGCGAGCCUAAGAUUGAUGGGGAACCUGGUGAUUUGAAGUUUAGGAUUCGAACAGCGCCACACGAACGCUUCAGAAGAGAAGGCAAUGACCUGCAUACAACUGUUACAAUCUCCCUGCUGCAAGCUCUGGUUGGCUUCGAGAAGACCAUCAAGCAUCUUGACAACCAUCUGGUGGAAAUUGGCACCAAGGGUGUCACUAAACCAAAGGAGAUCAGGAAGUUCAAAGGUGAAGGCAUGCCGUUGUACCAAAGCAACAAGAAGGGCGACCUGUACGUAUCAUUUGAGGUGUUGUUCCCGAAAACCCUAACCGACAACCAGAAGGCCAAGCUGAAGGAUGUUCUUGCGUAACUGCUGUCAUUUUUUUUCCACUCCUGUGCUGUUGCUAGUUGUCUGAGGCAGGCACCUCGAGGAAAUUUUCCAACUAGCUUGCAUGGAUAGAAGCACCGGUUGCAUUCUGUGUGAUUUUGCUUUGCUAAUACAAGCAGCUCACUUUAUUAUUUCCUUGUUUUUGUCAUCACCUUAACAGCUCAGAGUAGUUGUAGAAAGUGUAACGAAGUUUCUCAGAAUAUUUGUACUGUUAGAACUUUGAAUAUAUUGAUUACAGAGUUUUAGUA